UUUGCUUUCCGGCUCCCCCUGGAUACCCCGAAAGGGUCGGCAUGGCGGCCUCCCGGCCUCCCAUCCCUUCCUGUGUGGGCGCCUUAACCCAACUGAGCAAGGCCCGGGGGAAGGCGGCGACGAAGAAGUUCCCUCGGCCCCUGGUGCUGGCCAACCAGGUCUCCAACCGGCGCCUGAGGCAGGGAGAGGCAACAUGUAUCACAGAGAUGUCCUUAAUGAUGGCCUGUUGGAAACAGAAUGAGUUCAGUGACAUAGCUUGUGCCCGGGAGAUCCAGACGUUCUAUGACUGUGCAGCAAAGGCAGAAGCAGAACGCAAGGAGAAAAUUCGCCAAGAGUCCCUUGGCCUAUCAGGAAAUCUUACUUCUCAACAAGUCAACAAAAUACUGAGGCGGUUCCCUAACAUUACAAAAAAUUCUUAAUGAGGACUUGCUUUCCUGUGGUGUCUGGACAUCAGGAGCCAAAAUGGCUAUAUUUGGUGGAAUUCCCUCCUACUUUGACUUUCAAUUUGAAGGAUGUAGCUCCAUAACUACAAGAGCUGAAGUCGAGGACUCUCUGUUCCAGAUCGAGUGAAAACCUAAAGUAUCUUCUGCUAUGAAGCUUCUUUCAGCAGGAGAUUUGCUGAAAUGUUGCUCAAUUCACACCACUUUUAAGUCUUGUGUGAAAUAAAAUCUGAUUAAAUGUAUAA
Molecule: messenger RNA, 685 nt
Organism: Anolis sagrei ordinatus
Lineage: Eukaryota; Metazoa; Chordata; Lepidosauria; Squamata; Anolidae
Gene: CHCHD1
Product: coiled-coil-helix-coiled-coil-helix domain containing 1
Biological process (GO): mitochondrial translation
Cellular component (GO): mitochondrion; mitochondrial ribosome; nucleoplasm
Molecular function (GO): RNA binding
Source: RefSeq, a predicted model, not a curated record